UACCAAAAGUUGUACAAUUUCAAGGUUGGUGACGUUACUAUUUAAAUUUCAAUCGGAGUGACACUAAUUCCACAGAGCUAAAACCACAGUAAAAUGCUCAGAGUAAUAAAAAAAUAUCAUUACUCUGAGUCUGAGAGUGAAACGUGGUAGUUCAAAGUUCAAAAACCUAGUUUAAAUUCUAUGUUCUGUGCACAAAUUGUGCUUUGCGAUGUUUAACCUAAAAAUUAAGAAUAAUUGUUAAUUUUUAUUUAUAAUUUUCAUGUACAUUUGAAAUGAGUUUGGAAGAGGAAUUUAUCAUUGAAGAGGUGGAGAAUUUUCCCUGCAUUUGGGAUCUAAAACAUGAGGAUUAUAAAAACAAAUCUGUAGUUGAAAACGCCUGGAGAACAAUCGCUUACACCGCAGAUAGUACAGUGGAAGAAUGCCAAGAUUUAUGGAAAAGUGUUAGACUAAAAUUUGUAAGGGAGAGGAAAAUAAUAAAGACAUUGCCUUCUGGAUCCACUGGUUAUGGGGGUUCCUGGGCGCAUUUUGAGAAAAUGGCUUUUUUAUCUCCUCAUGUUCAAACUAGAAGAACUAAAUCAAAUUUUCUUAAACGAAAAUUGGUCCCAGAAUUGGAGCAACCUCUGAAGUCUGAAACAUGGAAUACUAUGAAUGUUACUCUAGAUGAUGGAGUUGAAACCCAUUCUUUCUCAGAUAAUCAAGAUAUGGACCCCUUAGUGGAAUGUACUGAUUCAAAGCUCCAUUUGGAAUACUCUGUUCCAUCAAACACGCAAAAUAACAUCCUGCCUGAAAAAUUGGUCCCCAUAUCCAACAAGAAGAACCAGCCUGAGAUAUUGAAUUCUUUUUCAUUAUCUCGUACAGGAUUGUUCAGUCAUGAGCAGAAUGGGUCUAAGAAGAGAAAAAACAAUGAAUCACAUUACAGCGAGGAGGAAAACUGUGUCACCCAAACCAGUAACGAAAUUCCUGAAAACUUGGAAGACCACUAUUUUGGAUUGUCAUUAGCCUCAUCUUUGUCAAAAAUGAAAAAUAAUAAAAAGAAAUUGAUACUCAAGGCAGAAAUCUUGAUGAAAAUAGCUGAUGCCAUAGAGGAUAAUUAAUGUCUGUGAUGUAGAGAGAAAUAUUUGGUUAUUCAUCCAGAUCAAAGAAAUCGAAUGAAAAUCUAAACCCACUAGUCUCAAAUAUGUUUGCAAGUGAAUGUAAACUGAGGCAAGUACUGCAAGACUGGAAAUAAUCAGCAUUUCCGACCAUGGCUCAUGCAAAGUCACUACCAACUCCUCAAAGCGAAAGUAACUUUGUCAAAGUGAAGUUAUAGAAGUACAACAGUAGACGUGGAGAAAACAAGACUUUAUGAAAGUAACAAUAAAGAAACUUGAGAGAAAAAUGAAGAUCAGUAGAAACAUCCAAUAAAAUCGGUUAACAUCAUCUAUGUCACAAGUAGAAUUGUUGGCUGUUUUUGAAACAUAUAAACUUCAUAAUUUAUUUCAACUU
Molecule: messenger RNA, 1485 nt
Organism: Leptinotarsa decemlineata (Colorado potato beetle)
Lineage: Eukaryota; Metazoa; Arthropoda; Insecta; Coleoptera; Chrysomelidae
Biological process (GO): regulation of transcription by RNA polymerase II
Cellular component (GO): transcription regulator complex; nucleus
Source: RefSeq, a predicted model, not a curated record